AUGGAUAUCUCAAAGCCUGUGGGGUCAGAAAUCACCUCCGUGGAUUUCGGUAUCUUAACGUCAGAAGAGAUACGACAAUUAUCUGCCAAACAGAUCACAAAUCCAACAGUAUUAGAUAAUCUAGGUCAUCCGAUUUCUGGUGGUCUUUAUGAUUUGUCAUUAGGUGCCUUUUUAAGAAAUUUAUGUUCAUCUUGUGGUUUAGAUGAAAAGUUUUGUCCCGGUCAUCAAGGUCAUAUCGAAUUACCAGUCCCAUGUUAUAACCCAUUAUUUUUCAAUCAAUUAUAUAUUUAUUUGAGAACAUCUUGUUUAUUCUGUCAUCAUUUGAAACUGAAACAGAUUGAAGUCCAUAGAUUUGCUUGUAAAUUAAGAUUAUUACAAUACGGUUUGAUUGAUGAAUCCUACAAGAUUGAUGAUAUUAAUAUUGGAGAUCUAAAGGACUUUUUGGAAAACGCUCAAGCGGAAGAAGAUGAAGCUAUUGAAGAUAACAAACUUAAUGAAUCUACAACAAAGAGGGAUGCAAAUGAUAUCUCUGCUCAACUUCUAAGGGAUUUACAACAAAAACGUGAAGAAUACGUAGAAGUAGUCAUUGCUACUGCUAUAUCUGAAGGUAGAACCACCGAAAGAGGUAUCUUUACUGCCACCGUGAAUGAUGAACGUAAAAAUCUCAUACAUGAAUUCCAUAAGAAAUUAUUAACUAGAGGUAAGUGUGAUAACUGUGGUAUGUUCUCUCCAAAAUUCAGAAAGGAUGGGUUCACCAAGAUUUUUGAAACCGCUUUAAAUGAAAAGCAAUUGACCAACAAUAGAGUUAGAGGGUUUAUUCGUCAAGAUAUGAUCAAGAAACAAAACCAAUCUAAAGCAUUAAACGGAGAAACCACAAAAGAUGAUGAAAAUGAAAAUGGUUUUGAUCUAGGUAGAAAUCCAACUGUUAGACCUAAGACUGGGUCUACAUAUAUUCUUUCCACCGAAGUUCGAAAUAUCUUAAGAGCUGUGUUUAGAAAAGAACAAAAUAUCUUCAAGUAUAUUUUCCAUUCUAAACCAAACGUGUCGUCUACCCCAAUUUCAGCUGAUAUGUUCUUUAUGGAUGUCAUAGUGGUUCCACCAACAAGAUUCCGUUUGCCAUCCAAAUUGGGUGAUGAAAUCCAUGAAAAUAGUCAAAAUCAAUUGUUAUCUAAGAUCUUAACUACCGCUCUACUCAUCAGAGACUUAAACGAUGAAAUGUCAAAAUUACAAAAGGAUAAAGUGUCCGUUGACGACAGAAGAGUUAUUUUCAGCAGAUUGAUGAAUGCUUUUGUUACCAUACAAAACGAUGUUAACGCUUUUAUUGAUUCAACGAAAGCUCAAGGUACCACCGGUGGUAAGGUUCCAAUUCCAGGUGUCAAACAAGCUUUAGAAAAGAAAGAAGGUCUAUUUAGAAAACACAUGAUGGGUAAGCGUGUUAAUUACGCUGCACGUUCCGUCAUUUCUCCAGAUCCAAAUAUUGAGACUAACGAAAUUGGUGUCCCACCAGUCUUUGCUACCAAAUUGACCUAUCCCGAACCAGUCACUUCUUACAAUAUCGCUGAAUUACGUCAAGCAGUUAUUAACGGUCCAGAUAAAUGGCCAGGUGCAGCUCAAAUUCAAAAUGAAGAUGGUUCGUUAGUUUCCUUAGUCGGUAUGUCUGCUGAACAACGUAAAGCUUUAGCUAACCAAUUAAUGACUCCCUCUUCUAACGUUGGAACUCAUACUUUGAAUAAAAAAGUUUAUCGUCACAUCAAAAAUAGAGAUAUUGUCAUUAUGAAUCGUCAACCUACUUUACAUAAAGCUUCCAUGAUGGGUCAUAAAGUUAGAGUUCUACCUGGUGAAAAAACUUUACGUUUACAUUAUGCCAAUACUGGUGCUUAUAAUGCCGAUUUCGAUGGUGAUGAAAUGAAUAUGCAUUUUCCUCAAAAUGAAAAUGCAAGAGCUGAAGCUUUCAACUUAGCAAACACUGAUUCACAAUAUUUAACUCCCACUUCAGGUUCCCCAGUGAGAGGUUUGAUUCAAGAUCAUAUUUCAGCUGGUGUUUGGUUAACAAGUAAAGAUAGUUUCUUCACUAGAGAACAAUAUCAGCAAUAUAUCUAUGGAUGUAUUCGUCCCGAAGAUGGCCAUGCCACUAGACCAAAACUGAUUACUCUUCCACCUACUAUUUAUAAGCCUGUUCCAUUGUGGACUGGUAAACAAAUCAUUAGUACUGUUUUGUUGAAUGUUACUCCCGCUGAUAUGCCAGGUAUUAAUUUAACAUCGUCUAACAAAAUUAAGAAUGAAUACUGGGGUAAGAGCUCCAACGAAAAUGAAGUUCUUUUCAAGAAUGGUGAGUUAUUAUGUGGUAUUUUAGAUAAAUCUCAAUAUGGUGCUUCCAAGUUCGGUAUUGUUCAUUCUUUGCAUGAAGUCUAUGGUCCAAGUAUUGCUGCCAAAGUCUUGUCAGUUUUAGGAAGACUAUUUACGAAUUACAUUAUGUCCACUGCAUUCACUUGUGGUAUGGAUGAUUUACGUUUAAGUGAAGAAGGUAAUAAAUGGAGAUCUGAUAUUUUGAAAACAUCCGUUGAUACUGGUCGUGAAGCUGCCGCUGAAGUUACAAAUCUUGAUAAAGAUACUGCUGCUGAUGAUGCAGAAUUAUUGAAACGUCUAGAAGAAAUCCUACGUGAUAACAACAAGUCUGGUAUUUUAGAUGCUGUCACUUCUUCUAAGGUUAACUCCAUUACAUCUAAAGUUGUUUCGAAGUGUGUUCCUGACGGUACAAUGAAGAAGUUCCCUUACAACUCUAUGCAAGCUAUGGCAUUAUCUGGUGCUAAGGGUUCCAAUGUUAACGUUUCCCAAAUUAUGUGUUUAUUGGGUCAACAAGCUUUAGAAGGUAGAAGAGUUCCAGUUAUGGUAAGUGGUAAAACUUUGCCAUCCUUCAAACCAUAUGAAACGGAUGCUAUGGCUGGUGGUUAUAUCAAGGGUCGUUUCUACUCUGGUAUUAAACCUCAAGAAUACUAUUUCCAUUGUAUGGCAGGUCGUGAAGGUUUGAUUGAUACUGCAGUUAAAACAUCAAGAUCUGGUUAUUUACAACGUUGUUUGACGAAGCAGCUAGAAGGUGUACAUGUAUCUUACGAUAACAGUGUUAGAGAUGGUGAUGGUACUUUAAUUCAAUUCUUGUAUGGUGGUGAUGCAGUCGAUGUUACAAAGGAAUCGCACAUGACUGAAUUCGAUUUCUGUUUAGAUAACUACGAUGCAUUAUUAAAUAAAUAUAAUCCAUCAGCAUUGAUUGAGCAUCUUGAUGUGGAAACGGCUUUGAAAUAUUCUAAGAAGACUUUGAAAAAUAGAAAGAAACACGCUAAAGAAGCUCAUCAUAAAAAUGCAACCAAGUAUGAUCCGGUAUUGUCUAAAUUUAACCCUGCUAAAUACUUAGGUUCUGUUUCUGAAAAGUUUCAAGAUAAAUUAGAAUCUUAUUUGGACAAGAAUUCAAAAUUAUUCAAAUCUCAUGACAACGUCAGUGAAAAGAAAUUCAGAGCCUUGAUGCAAUUGAAAUAUAUGCGUUCUCUAAUCAAUCCAGGUGAAGCUGUUGGUAUUAUUGCCUCCCAAUCUGUUGGUGAGCCAUCUACUCAGAUGACAUUGAAUACUUUCCAUUUUGCUGGUCACGGUGCUGCUAACGUUACAUUAGGUAUUCCACGUAUGAGAGAAAUUAUUAUGACAGCUUCUGCUGCGAUCAAAACUCCUCAAAUGACUUUACCUAUAUGGCAAGAUGUUUCUGAUGAGCAAGCUGAUACUUUCUGUAAAUCUAUUUCUAAGGUUGUCUUAAGUGAAGUUAUAGAUAAAGUAACAGUUACUGAAACUACUGGUUCUACUGCUAAUAACACAAGCGCACGUUCCUAUGCUAUUAAUAUGAAAUUCUUUGACGAAGAAGAAUACAAUGGUGAAUAUGAUGUUUCUAAGGUUGAAUUACAAAAUGUGAUAGCUGUCAAAUUCAUUCAUGCUCUUGAAGCGGUUAUUGUUAAAGAAGUUAAGAAGCAAAAGAAAACCACUGUUCUUGAUAUUGGUAUUGCUGUUCCAAAGUCUCAAACUGCUUUAGGUGCUAUGGAAACCAUCAAUUCUAAGAAAUCUGCUGAAGAUGGUGACGAGGAAGAUUAUCAAAAGAAGACUAAGCAAGCUGUUUCUUACGAAGAUCCAGAUGAUGAUGAACUUGAAACAAUGAGAGAAGCUGAAAAGUCAGAUGAAGAAAUGAAUUCUGACAUGAAUUCAGAUGCUGAAUCCGUUUCUGAUAAUGAAGAAUCCGAGGAUGUCGAUAUGGAUAACUAUCUUGAUUCUACUAUUGCCGAAGCAAAUAAGAAUAUGACGAAAACUCAACGUGAUCGUCAAUCUGCUAUGGUCACCAAUCAUAGAUUUGUUACCAAAUAUAAUUUCGAUGAUGAACACGGUAAAUGGUGUGAAUUUAGAAUUGAAUUGGCCGCUGAUACUGAAAAGUUAUUAAUGGUUAACAUUAUUGAAGAUAUUUGUAAAAAAUGUAUUAUCAGAGAAGUUCCACAUAUUGACCGUUGUGUUCACCCAGAACCAGAAAAUGGUAAACGUGUAUUAGUUACAGAAGGUGUUAACUUCGAAGCUAUGUGGGACCAAGAAGCUUUCAUUGACGUUGACGGUAUUACUUCCAAUGAUGUUGCUUCAGUGUUGAAGACAUACGGUGUUGAAGCUGCUAGAAAUACUAUUGUUAAUGAAAUAAACAAUGUUUUCUCACGUUAUGCUAUUUCUGUUUCAUAUAGACAUUUAGAUUUAAUUGCCGAUAUGAUGACAAGACAAGGUACUUACUUAGCUUUCAAUAGACAAGGUAUGGAAUCUUCAACUUCCUCAUUAAUGAAAAUGUCAUAUGAAACUACUUUACAAUUUUUGACUAAGGCUGUUUUGGACAAUGAGCGUGAAGAACUAGAGAGUCCAUCUGCUAGAAUUGUUAUGGGUAAAUUAAACAAUGUCGGGACAGGUUCAUUCGAUAUUUUGGCCAAGGUUCCAAACGCAGUAUGA
This is a messenger RNA of Naumovozyma dairenensis CBS 421, 5010 nucleotides long. RefSeq names its product DNA-directed RNA polymerase I core subunit RPA190 (gene RPA190). The transcript has a single exon. The record is from RefSeq and is a predicted model, not a curated record. Gene Ontology annotation, biological process: DNA-templated transcription. Gene Ontology annotation, molecular function: DNA binding; DNA-directed RNA polymerase activity. Lineage: Eukaryota; Fungi; Ascomycota; Saccharomycetes; Saccharomycetales; Saccharomycetaceae. Gene Ontology annotation, cellular component: RNA polymerase I complex. The coding region runs from base 1 to 5010 and encodes 1669 amino acids.